AUGGGCAACGGCGGAGGACUAGACAAGAACCAGCAACGACUCCUCCAGAACAUCAUGGCGCCGUUCGCAUCGCGAGCAAACGUCCCUACAAGCCUCACAUCCACCGCGAGCGCGUACGCCGUCACGCCCAAGAUUGUCGACGGCAGGUUCCUGAUCCACGUGGAGCACGAGGUACGCGAUGACCCCGAGGCCAGUUUCUUGUUGCUUCGGAUGACCUGCUCCAGGCGCGUCUGUCCGCACCUGAUGAUCUUGCUGGAACCCAAUAGCCAGGUUAUAUUCGACGACGACGGCGUCAAUAUCAACCAGUGGCUGGGCUGGGGCCACACCCGAUAUCUCAGUCGAUACAUGGCGUCCUCGGAUGUCAUGGACGGCAUCCGCGUGGCGGUCGACGGGCAUGGAUAUGAGUCGAUUGGCCACUGUCAGCGUUGCGCGAUGGAUUACACAAUUAUUGCUUCGCAUGGUACUGUGAUGCUUCACUCGUGGCAUGAUUUGGGGGCGUAUGGGUCACCUGAAAGUGACGAGUGGAUGGUGCAUAUUCAGACGGCCGAGAAUGACUCGUCGAGGGGUCCGACAGUGUACCAUGAGUCUGGGAGUGUGCAGGAGAUGUAUUUGGAGGGCUGA
Molecule: messenger RNA, 621 nt
Organism: Colletotrichum fioriniae
Lineage: Eukaryota; Fungi; Ascomycota; Sordariomycetes; Glomerellales; Glomerellaceae
Source: RefSeq, a predicted model, not a curated record